Molecule: messenger RNA, 869 nt
Organism: Acaulospora morrowiae
Lineage: Eukaryota; Fungi; Glomeromycota; Glomeromycetes; Diversisporales; Acaulosporaceae
Source: the annotation of a GenBank genome assembly
UAAUGGCUUACGUACGGAAGUCUGGCGGGGUGGAGAACAAAGAAAAAAAAGUGAAAAAAAAAACUAAAGAAAAACAGCCGGUAGAAGUUAAGAAUGAAAAGAUAGUCGCAAUUGAUGAUAGCGAAGACAUUUUUGCAGACUCUGGAAGGGACUAUCAAGUUACUGUAGAUGAUGAAAGGUCCGAAGAGAAGGUUGAGGAUGAUGUUGCACCUUCGGUUAGUUCAGAAAUCGACAAUAGUAAUAAUAAUUACUUCGGUACAUCCGUGGCUGAGAUUGAAGACGAUCCAAUGGACGUUGACAAAUCGCAAGAAGUUCAGAAAUUGCAAAGUCUGAUACAACAAGCUGCAGCCAACGGAGUCAAGAACACCGAGGAAAAUUCUGGUGCAAGUCCAGGAAAAGAAAGCUCGAGAUCCGUAAAAGGAGAAGGAAUCAAGAAAAGGUUGUAUGGUCAAGACAGUUAUGAUGGAGAUUAUUCAACAUAUGGUCUUGGAAUUGACAUGGUAGCAGGAACGCGAGAAAGUGCUUAUGAUUCUGGUCACUCGGAUUCCGAUUCAGAUGGAACAGGCGUCGAACAUACCAUCCGAGAUCAGGGAGUUACCAAGAAUAAAAAGGCUCAAUUAUCCAAAUGGGAUUUUGACACAGAAGAAGAUUGGCAAGCAUACAAGAACAAUGUUACGGCGAUGCCUAAAUCCGCAUUCCAAUUUGGAGUUAAAACCGGAGAUGGUCGUAAAACACGAAGGAGUGGCAGAGAACUCACGGAAAAGCAAAAGUUGGAUAGAGACUUCCAAAAGAUCAGCAGAAUAAUGGAACAAAAGUAUGGUAAAGACGAGAGCGAAGAAGGAAAUUCGCGGAAGAAGCAAAAAAAUUGA